AUGUCGUUCAAGUUCCCUUCUUUCAAUCUCCAGUCUCUCCAAGAGUCUUUGGCUAAGGUGGACAUGGAGUCCAUUUCCAAGUCUUUCCAAAGCCUGGGAAAGGCAGUCUCAGAAUACUCAGAACAUCUUAAAGAAUCAAUCCAACCCUUGACUUCGAAAACGCAAAGUCUUAUUUCUGCUCAACUACAACAGGUCCAACAAUUGGCUUCCACACACUCCGAUACGAAUAUUGAAGUGAGUGAUUUGCCCGAGGACUAUUUGAUUUUAGAAAAGAACUGCGACUUGUUGUUGAAAUUGUACACCGACUUGAUCCAGUACACAAACAGCACUUUCGGUACGUUAAGUUAUGAUUACCCUCCAGGUAACUCUGCGCUUAACAAAAUCAAGGAUGCCCAUGUGGGACUGCUUCUUUCUUCAAAGUUCAAUCAAUUGAAGAACGUGUCUACACCGCAAGAGAUGGAGAACAUCCUUUUGGGUACCAAGGAGCUGGAAACAGUAGAGACAGAGGUUGUCACAUUAGAACUUCCUAAAACGUUGUACGGGAAACUCUCAGAGAUCGCCACAAAGGCGAGUAGCGACUUUAAUGAGACAUGCGAGCCAUUGUCCUUCGCAUUACUUCAAAUUUCGUCUGCUUACGUGCAAAUUGCUACAGCCCGGUUGGACCAAGAUAAGAAGAUUAUGUCUGAAUUGAACCAUGCGUUGGUGCAAAUCUUGAAUGAGCAGUUUAUAAAGGUGACUGAAUUGAGAAAGCGGGUUUAUGGUGCACGUCUGGACUUUGAUCUCUUGAGAUCGCAAACUGGCGAAGACGAAGAAAAUGAAGAGCUUAUUGCAAAAGAGGAUGACUUGGUUAGCUCUAUCGAAGUUGCAGUUGUGGAAAUGAGAAGAUUGGUUAGACCCUCAAAAAACAUUGAUUUGUUGAAAGUUUUUGUGACGGUACAAAGAGACUACUUUGAAGCAGCUUCUAAGAGUUUGACGGGCUUGUUAGCAGAUUUGGACAAGAUAAGCAUUUCUGACGAGGAUGAAGAGUAG
This is a messenger RNA of Clavispora lusitaniae ATCC 42720, 1029 nucleotides long. RefSeq lists its product as uncharacterized. NCBI's taxonomy places the organism in Eukaryota, Fungi, Ascomycota, Pichiomycetes, Serinales, Metschnikowiaceae. The record is from RefSeq and is a predicted model, not a curated record.